CCCUCGCCCAGCCAACACGCUGCCUGCCUUCCCUCCUGACGAUCACUCGCGGCGGCUUCCAGACAUGCAGAUCAGCGCGGUGGUGGCGAUGGCUCUCCUGCUCGGCUCGGGCACGGCCUGCUUCAUCACCAACUGCCCCCCCGGCGGGAAGCGCUCCUCGCCCUCGGCUCAGCUGGGCAGCGUUCGCACGUGCGCACAGUGCGGCCCGGGACUGCAGGGCCGCUGCAUGGGCCCCGACAUCUGCUGCGGACCUGAGAUCGGCUGCUACAUGGGGACCCGCGAGGCCUUCCUGUGCCGCAGCGAAAACCUGGUGCCUGUGACCUGCAGCAACGACGACCUGAAGGCGUGCGGGAGGCAGCGUGAGGGGCGCUGUGCUUCCUCCGGCGUUUGCUGCACUGAAGUGAAGUGUGAAUUCGACAUCAACUGCGUGAUCGAGGGCGUGGACAGACACCGAUACUCCCUGUUAGACACUCUAACCGAAGCUCAAUGGAGGAUCUGAUCUGGCCUAUCAGGUCAACCCAGGUCACCCACGUCAGAGUGCCGGACACGUGAAACCUCUUGGUAGCGUCGUUCGUACCUGUCACAGACUUAUUUAUUUAUCAUUUUCCCCCAACUCGGUCCUUACAACACACACAGUUAUUAAAAUAGCCUGCCACGAGAAAAUGGUCAAUAAAUUAUACCAUAUUAUCAUCCCUUAGGUAUACAUGUCAACGACGAAGCUCAGAAACAUGACUACAUAGUGUUAGAUUCUAAGGUUGUUUAGCGUGUUAGAUUUAGAAUCCGUGCAGGGGUGUGAGGAGGGAAGGUCCUCUGCUCUCCUGUGGUGCUGGCUGGAUGUCCCUCCUCCUCCGCGCUCUCUCGGGGGACUCAACUCGGCGUCAGAUAUGUGUUUACAUGGUUGAAUAAAUGAAACUAUCUUGCUA
Molecule: messenger RNA, 923 nt
Organism: Penaeus vannamei (Pacific white shrimp)
Lineage: Eukaryota; Metazoa; Arthropoda; Malacostraca; Decapoda; Penaeidae
Product: oxytocin-neurophysin 1
Cellular component (GO): secretory granule; extracellular region
Molecular function (GO): neurohypophyseal hormone activity
Source: RefSeq, a predicted model, not a curated record